AGCAAGAUAGAAACGGGUUUAUAUACCAGUUUCUAGCAGAAGAAGCUUUGAAAAGAGUAGAUAUGUUUCAGCCAAGCAUGUUUGAGAGUCAUCACCAUCACCAUCUUCUUGAUCAAAUGAGCCAUAAAACCCCAGAAAACAGUCUUGAUAUGCUUAGAGAUCAUGAUGACCAUGAUAGCAGAUCCGGGACCGAUAUCAUCGAACCUCCUUCUGGCGAUGAUCAAGAUCCGAAUCAACGUCCCAACAAAAAGAAACGUUACCACCGCCACACUCAACACCAAAUCCAAGAAAUGGAAGCGUUUUUCAAAGAUUGUCCCCAUCCAGAUGAUAAGCAAAGAAAGGAACUUGGCAGAAGAUUAUCCUUAGAGCCUUUGCAAGUCAAAUUUUGGUUUCAGAACAAACGAACUCAAGUGAAGGCUCAGCAUGAACGCUACGAUAACACAAACCUGAGAAAUGAAAAUGACAAGCUUCAGGCGGAGAAUAUGCGGUACAAGGAAGCCCUCGCCAACACCACCUGUCCCAACUGUGGUGGACCGGCUUCUAUUGGAGAAAUGUCUUUUGAUGAACAACAACUGAGGAUUGAAAAUGCUCGUCUACGCGAAGAAAUUGACAGGUUAUCUGGAAUUGCUGCCAAGUUUGUUGGCAAGUCAUCACUGAUUUACCCUGAUCUUUCACCUCAUGGACCAUCUCGUUCCCUCGACUUACCUACUAAUUUUAGUCCACAACACGGAAUGGUAGGAGAGAUGUUCGGAACAAGCGACCUUCUCAGAUCCAUGGCUGGCCCUACUGAGGCUGAGAAGCCUAUUAUUAUUGAGCUGGCUGUGGCAGCCAUGGAAGAACUAAUUAGAAUGGCUCAGGUUGGUGAACCCUUGUGGGUUCCAAUCUCAAAUAACUCAUCUCAAGAGACCUUAAGUGAAGAUGAGUACCAGCGGGCAUUUCCCAGAGGCAUUGGACCAAAACCAAUGGGAUUGAAAACUGAGGCUUCAAGGGAAUCCAUGGUUGUCAUCAUGAAUCAUAUGACUCUUGUGGAAAUUCUAAUGGACGUGAAUCAAUGGUCAAAUGUGUUCUGUGCCAUUGUUUCAAGAGCAACGACUCUGGAAGUGCUUUCAACUGGAGUGGCUGGUAACUACAAUGGAGCUCUGCAAGUGAUGACAGCUGAGUAUCAGGUUCCUUCACCACUGGUUCCAACUCGAGAAAACUAUUUCGUUAGGUACUGUAAACAACACGCUGAUGGGACGUGGGUUGUGGUCGAUGUAUCCUUAGAUAGUUUGCGCUCUUCUUCGAUAUCAAGAUGUAGAAGAAGGCCCUCUGGCUGUUUGAUUCAAGAACUGCCCAAUGGCUAUUCCAAGGUAACUUGGGUUGAACAUGUUGAAGUUGAUACCGGGGCCGUUCAUGAUAUUUAUAAGGUACUAGUUAACUCUGGUCUAGCAUUUGGUGCAAAAAGAUGGGUAGCAACUUUAGAUAGACAAUGCGAACGGCUUGCAAGCGCGAUGGCUAGCAAUAUUCCUGCAGGAGAUGUUGGAGUUAUAAGCAAUCCAGAAGGGAGAAAGAGUAUGCUGAAACUAGCUGAGAGAAUGGUUUUGGGUUUCUGCACUGGGGUUGGUGCUUCUACUGCCCAUACAUGGACGACUUUGUCGGGUAGUGGGGCAGAUGAUGUUCGGGUAAUGACCCGAAAGACUACAGAUGACGCAGGCAGGCCUGCUGGUAUUGUGCUAUGUGCUGCAACUUCAUUUUGGUUACCAGUUCCUCCUAAACAGGUUUUUAAUUUUCUUCGGGACGAGAAUUCUAGGAUCGAGUGGGACAUCCUUUCAAAUUGUGGUCUUGUUCAAAAAAUAGUACACAUUGCCAAUGGUCGUGAUCCGGGCAACUAUGUUUCCCUUCUGCGCAUUAACAGUGCAAAUUCAAGCCAGAGCCACAUGCUUAUAUUACAAGAGAGUUCGUGCGAUUCUACAGGUGCAUAUGUUAUAUAUGCCCCAGUAGAUAUUGCGUCGAUGAAUGUUGCAUUAAGUGGGGCUGAUCCUGAUUGUUUCGCCUUGCUACCAUCUGGUUUUGCGAUACUUCCUGAUGGACCUGGACAGUAUGAAGGAGGAGAUCUUGACGUUGGAACUGGUGGAUCGUUACUCACCAUCGCAUUCCAGAUUUUAGUUGAUUCAGUUCCUACAUCAAAACUAUCUCUAGGAUCAGUGGCAACAGUUAAUACUCUUAUUAAGUGCACAGCUGAAAGGAUCAAAGCUGCAGCAGCUUCUCAUAAUCUAUAAAUAAAAUUAGAGGUGUUUUAUAUGUGGCACAAAGGGAAGAGGGAGAAAGACUUAAUUAGGCAGGUGAUGCUAUUCUCUUUAUCUUGCGAAACAGAUGGAAGAAGUCAAGAACGCACCUUGAACGAUCCCUGUGCAUCCGGGGAUGGCGGGUUAAUCUGAUGCAAUAUCAAGAAAGCAUUUUUAUCGUUCAUCGAAGGUUAUAGGUUCGGGUAUUGACUUUGCCUAUCUUAAAGAUUAGAGAGUAAACAUAGACCUUGUCAAGUAAGUUCUAGUUAAAUCUCCAAAAACUUUGUUUUGCUUUAGGAUUUCAUUAGGGUUUUCUGGUUAUAUGUGUUUUGAACUAGAAUACAACCGGUAGCCUGCAGGAAGCUACCGGCAACUCCUUUUAAUUUCAUCGUAGCUUUUUUUGAUCGGUGUUGCGCUUGGCUUGAUCCUUAUCUUAGGAAAUAAAUUAAUUUCAGGUUAUUACUU
This is a messenger RNA of Cynara cardunculus var. scolymus (artichoke), 2729 nucleotides long. RefSeq names its product homeobox-leucine zipper protein MERISTEM L1-like. Gene Ontology annotation, molecular function: DNA binding; lipid binding. The record is from RefSeq and is a predicted model, not a curated record. NCBI's taxonomy places the organism in Eukaryota, Viridiplantae, Streptophyta, Magnoliopsida, Asterales, Asteraceae. The transcript is spliced from 12 exons. Bases 63 to 2258 code for a protein of 731 amino acids.